AAUUUUUGAAAACUUGAUUACAUUUCGCAAGAAUCAUUCCGACUAAAGCCAUAAUGUUCAAGGUAUUCGUUUUCAUCGCCUGCGUUUGCACUGCUUUUGGUCUUCCGCUAGACCAAUCACUUCCAGAAGUCGAUCAUCCUCAUGCUCACCACCCAGCACAAAUCACACCAAUAGUAUCGGAAGAAUUCGAUAAUACUGGGGAUGGAAACUUCCACUUUGGGUUUGUGUCUGGCGAUGGUACCAAGGUCCAGGAAGAUGGUGUCUUGAAUGUCUACGAUGAGAAGAACUCCGAAGAAGUUGUUCACGGUUCUUACGAGUAUACCUCACCAGAGGGAAGAAGUAUCAAAGUUCAAUACUUGGCCGAUGGAUCUGGCUUCCAUGCUUUCAGUGAUGACAUCCCCAAGAGUGCUGGAGUUGACUCGCAGGCUCAGUACGGCAAUUACGUCAACGAACACCACAGAGCCAGAUCUUUCCCAGUAACAGAACAGAAAGUUAAUGUUGUACCAGUUCAAGCUUUCCCAGGAAACCAAGGAUUCAACUACCCCGCUAAUGCUUAUAAUGUUCAGAACUAAUUGUAAAUAUAUCUUAUGAAAAUC
Coccinella septempunctata (seven-spotted ladybird) is the source of this 596-nucleotide messenger RNA. Its product is annotated as larval cuticle protein 1-like. Gene Ontology annotation, cellular component: chitin-based extracellular matrix. The coding region runs from base 54 to 572 and encodes 172 amino acids. NCBI's taxonomy places the organism in Eukaryota, Metazoa, Arthropoda, Insecta, Coleoptera, Coccinellidae. Gene Ontology annotation, molecular function: structural constituent of chitin-based larval cuticle. The record is from RefSeq and is a predicted model, not a curated record. The transcript is spliced from 2 exons.